Ornithodoros turicata is the source of this 2781-nucleotide messenger RNA. RefSeq names its product ubiquitin-conjugating enzyme E2 W-like. The transcript is spliced from 7 exons. Bases 267 to 752 code for a protein of 161 amino acids. NCBI's taxonomy places the organism in Eukaryota, Metazoa, Arthropoda, Arachnida, Ixodida, Argasidae. The record is from RefSeq and is a predicted model, not a curated record.
GCCACCGCCGCCGAGGCGUACGAACACAACGAAUGAUACCCCUCAGGAUCUAGCGCCUCCCUUGGAACUGAGGGUUCAUAUUUUCGCAUAUCCUUUGGUUUGUAGUGGUAUCGGGGUCUUGCGUUUGUGCCUUGGAUAUAUGGGUGUCGCUGAGCAAUGAAUCAGCUGGAUACCCGAUCAGGCCACUGAAAGCGGCCCCUCAACGCGACAUUAUGGCGUCAAUGCAGGGUCUUGUUCAAGUUUGAACAAAUGCAUGCCAAAGUCUAAUGGAACCCACCUCUGCUACAACGAGCGUGGGAGCGCUCAACACAAAACGUUUGCAGAAGGAAUUGAUGUCAAUGCAAAAGGAACCCCCGCCGGGAGUCAGUAUAAAUGCCAACAACAUUGGAGCUAAUUUAACGCAAUGGGUAGUCGACAUGGAAGGAGCCACGGGUACCCUCUACGAAGGCGAAAAGUUUCAGCUGUUAUUUAAGUUCAGCCCAAAGUACCCUUUCGAUUCACCCGAGGUGACUUUUAUAGGAAGCAACAUCCCAAUCCAUCCCCACGUGUACAGCAACGGCCACAUCUGUCUCUCGAUCCUGACGGACGACUGGUCUCCGGCACUCAGUGUGCAGUCCGUGUGUCUCAGUAUUGUCUCUAUGCUGUCCAGCUGCAAGGAAAAGAAGAGGCCUCCAGACAACUCCCUCUACGUGAAGACGUGCAGUAAAAACCCAAAAAAGACAAAGUGGUGGUAUCAUGAUGACUCUGUCUGAUGUUGGAUGCCAAGUAGCCUCAUGUUUAACAUUGUUCCAUCAUGCCUCACACACUGCACUGCGUUGUCUUACGGGCGAACUGGCAGACUGUCCUAAACGUCGCUCACCAGAACUUGAUACGCAGUUCUUUCGGGGUUGCUUGUACAGGACAGGAACAUGACAUAAGCUCACCGCGAUUGGGAAAAUCGUGUCAAAGCUCUCUGUGCAAACAUUCUUGCAAAAGCAUGCUUUCCCACCUGCUGUACAGUGGGGGCUGUGAAUUUUUUUUUUUUUUUUUUUUACAGCUGUGUAGCAUUAAAUUUGAGGUGGCCCUGUAGGUAGCGCUACAGCUUACUUUUUUUUUUUAUGUAACUGACCUGGUAGGCAUUUUUUAGUCUGAAAGUUUCUUUUUUUUUUUUUUUUUGAAACUGUAGUUUUAUGGAACAAGAUGAAAUUUAUGUUUUGCAAUGCUGGGUUUGCAUGGAGGUUCUGUGAUAGCGUGUAGGCAUUUCAAAUCCCUCUGCUCUGACGUGCAGCACAGUUCAAAAAAAAAGAAGCACAGUAUGUGUGUUGUUAUUGUUUCUGGAAGCUUUUCACAUGUGGGGAGUACUUUGUUAAGUCGUCCCCAAACAUUCCCUGUAAUACGUAGUCCUUUGGCACUAUACCUAGGUAGGAAUUCGUAUAUUGCCCCCCCUCCCCUUUCAUCAGCCGAGUCACACUGCUGCACGUGUUUUUAAUUUAUCUGUUCCAUUCAAACGCCACUAGCAUUCUGCCUCUCUCUUAAUUUCGUGUGCCCUUUUUAUUGGACAAACAUCCCUUGAAGGGAUUUUUUUUUUUUUUUUUUCUAGCAGGGCACGCCGAAGUGUACAGAACAUUGUGGGUUACAUCCCAGUACCUUUGCUUUUACUGCACAAAUAAUCAUCCGCAUUGUUUAUGCAAUCUUUCACCUUUUUCCAUCGCAGCUAAAAGACCUCAGAGAGUCGUCUUCUAUGCUGCUUACGACUGGUAUAGCCUCGCUUGUAAUUAACCGACUUCCCUCAGAAAAGCUUGCCUGUAUCGUGUACAUGCACACAUUUUUAGACGAGGUGGGAAGUGCAAUACUUAAGCUGCCCUGUCCAGCGCAGGGAGUUGGUAAUUCGCACAAGGAACUUCCAGCUGACGAAAAGCGUAACUAGAGCGUAACCUAUUCAAGGGAGAUGUGCUGUCGAUGUUAUGUACAUAAAAGAACCGUUGGAGUUUGUGGUGGCUUCCUGUAUAUUCUAGUCAGACCUUUAUGUGAUGUGAUUGAGUUUUUGUUUACAGAAAGCAACUGGCAUUUCUGCUACAAUGUGGCAGUGUGAAAAACUUAGUUGCAAAAUGCUAUGGCAAUCUUGGAAGAAUAAUUAAAUAUAACCUUUGCAUAAUGUUACCGGGUUCAUCUCAAGUAAACUAUAUUUUUACGAGAUAGUUCAUCACGACAACGCAGUUGAUCUGCGGAUUAAUUUUGCCAACCUGAGGGUCCUCUAACGUGGGCUGAAAGCUCAACGCACGGCGCACCAUAUUUGAAGUCCCUCGCGGAAGACUGCAUAUCUAAACGACUUGUACCAAGUUGCUGACAUGCUCGACCGGGAUCGAACCGGCAUCCGCGAGAUCAAAUACGGCGGACACAGUACGAACUGGUCCACCAAGGCCGGUAUUUUUAACCGAAAGUGCUAAUCCUCAUUAACUGGUGUCUUUGUUCUCAUAUACAUAAGUCCAUGAUGUAUUUUUUCUCUUGCUCGCAGUAUUUAUUUUGGUUUUUGGUGAAGCAGGAGCAGUGCAUGAGCAGCUGUUGCGAUGCUGUUAAGUUUGACACUUCACAUAAAUUCCUUAUCUUCCAUUGAUUUAUUUGGAGAAGAAUUUGGACUCUGGAUCACUUUCUAUGUAUGCCUGUACAUUUGACAGGAAAAAUGCUGUACCACCUUUUCUGAGUCAUGUGUGUCAUAGCAUUCGUUCACACAUGAAUGCCGGUUGCAUUGCUAGAAGCAUGUAGAACAUAAAUAAACCACCAUUUGUUACGCAUUUUUUUGCA